Molecule: messenger RNA, 1245 nt
Organism: Triticum dicoccoides
Lineage: Eukaryota; Viridiplantae; Streptophyta; Magnoliopsida; Poales; Poaceae
Product: triosephosphate isomerase, cytosolic-like
Exons: 9
Coding region: 240-1010 (256 amino acids)
Biological process (GO): gluconeogenesis; glycerol catabolic process; glycolytic process
Cellular component (GO): cytosol
Molecular function (GO): triose-phosphate isomerase activity
Source: RefSeq, a predicted model, not a curated record
GGAAAAGGGCAGAAAACGUAGGCUCCGGCGCUCCGCUGCGGCGCCCGCAGCAUCGAGGGAUCCCCCUUCUUCUUUCUUCCGCCCCGAGAAGGCGAGCCGCCUGUUUCCUCCGCCGGUUUGCCCUCCUCCGCCCUCUCCAUAUAAACCGCCCGUCUCAAACCUCAGGCGCAUCGCACACACCAAAACAAAAGUGAAAAACCACAUCCUCCCUCCCUCCGAGACGCCGCCCGGCCCGACCAAUGGCUCCCAGGAAGUUCUUCGUCGGCGGCAACUGGAAAUGCAACGGGACCGGCGACGACGUGAAGAAGAUCGUCACCUUCCUCAACGAGGCCGAGGUGCCCUCCGAGAACGCCGUCGAGGUGGUGGUGAGCCCGCCGUUCGUGUUCCUGCAGCAGGCAAAGGGGCUGCUGCGGCCCGACUUCGCCGUCGCCGCGCAGAACUGCUGGGUGCGCAAGGGCGGCGCCUUCACCGGCGAGAUCAGUGCUGAGAUGCUGGUGAACCUGCAGGUGCCUUGGGUCAUUUUGGGGCACUCUGAGAGGAGAGCACUGUUGAAUGAAUCAAAUGAUUUCGUUGCUGAUAAAGUGGCUUACGCACUCGCCCAAGGACUCAAGGUAAUUGCUUGCAUUGGUGAAACUCUUGAACAGAGAGAAGCAGGGACGACAAUGGAAGUUGUUUCUGCUCAGACUAAAGCUAUUGCAGAGAAAACAUCAGACUGGACAAACGUUGUGCUGGCAUAUGAACCAGUGUGGGCCAUUGGAACCGGCAAAGUUGCUUCCCCUGCUCAAGCACAGGAGGUUCAUGAUGGUCUGAGGAAGUGGCUCCACGCUAAUGUUGGUCCUGCAGUUGCUGAAUCUACCAGGAUUAUCUAUGGAGGCUCUGUAAAUGGGGCAAACUGCAAAGAGCUUGCAGCUCAACCUGAUCUUGACGGGUUCCUUGUUGGCGGCGCUUCACUCAAGCCCGAGUUUGUGGACAUCAUCAAGUCUGCCACCGUGAAGUCUUCUUCUGCUUAGUUGUUUUUGAGAUGCAUGCAGUUGCUUGUAGGAGUGGAUUCUGCUUAUCUUUAUAAGACUGUUUGACCAUCUUGUUCUAAUUCGAGUGCACUGUUAUGUCGCAUUGACCAUCUUAUCUUUAGGGUGAUGCAUGCUUAUGUUUGCUUGUUUUUGUCUGGAACGAUAAUCGGAUUACUUAUAUGUACCAACUAUGCACAAAUUCGACAAAAUUCGCAGAGGCCUGUUGACACCAUAA